ACUGCUGAUAACACAGAGGACUCCACUUCGUGUUUUCCUGUGAACACUGACUGUCAACACGCCAUCAGACCACUACGCAGCACAGCCUGAGCACAGCCUGAGCACAGCCAACAUCACCCAGGCCCCUGACAACCGGACAUAAGUGGAGAUAACCGACCAACCUUAUCCACCCACCAGCCAACUAGCGAGCCUGGCCUUUGUGUACCUGUUUCUCAGGUAAGAGGUGAGCAGGGGGCAGGGCCACCUGCGCGGUAGGAGGGAUGCCUGUGGAGGGCGGAAGCAGCAGUGGCUCUGCUUCAGCUGCCCGUCACCCCAAGCAGAAGCGCAAGGCUCACAGCUUGUCUAUCCGGCGCACCAACAGCACAGAGGAGAGGCCAGCAGGCAUCCAAAGAGGAGACAUGCUGGAGGGACAGGACUCCAAGCUGCCCCUCUCCUUACGGACCAAUCUUCUUGACCUUUUUGGCCAGAUUGAGCGCGAGUUUGAAAAUCUUUACAUCGAAAACCUUGAACUACGGCGGGAAAUUGACUCUCUGAAUGAGCGUCUGACUGGAGAUGGACAGACUGUUGAGGGAGGAGACCCCACCAAAGGAGCUCUGAAAACAAAAGCCAGCCACAGCACCAGUCAACUGUCACAGAAGCUGAAGACGACCUACAAAGCCUCUACCAGCAAGAUUGUGUCCAGCUUUAAAGCCACCACAGGGUCCCGGGCUUUGUGCCAGCUGCUCAAGGAGUACAUGGGCCAUCGGGACGGGAUCUGGGACCUCAGCGUCACCCGAACUCAGCCAGUGGUCCUGGGCACCGCCUCUGCAGAUCACUCAGCUCUGCUGUGGAGUAUAGAGACUGGGAAGUGUCUGCUGAGGUAUGCCGGCCAUGCAGGAUCAGUCAACUCCAUAAAGUUCCACCCCACAGAGCAGAUGGCCCUCACAGCCUCUGGGGACCAGACGGCUCACAUCUGGCGCUACAUGGUGCAGCUUCCUGCCCCGCAGCCACCACCAGAUGUCAGUGCUCCAUGUGAUGACGACCAGGACUCAUCAGACAGAGAAGAAGGUGAAGUGGAUGGCGAGGGCCCUUGUGAGGUCCCCACUGUCCGGGUCCCUACAGCAACCCUGAAGAGCCACCAGGGUGUUGUGAUCGCAGCUGAUUGGUUGGUGGGAGGUCGACAAGUGGUGACAGCUUCCUGGGAUCGUGCUGCCAACCUGUAUGAGGUGGAGACGUCUGAACUGGUUCACGCACUCACUGGACAUGACCAGGAGCUGACCCACUGCUGUACUCACCCCACCCAGCGGCUGGUGGUCACCUCAUCCAGAGACACCACCUUCAGACUGUGGGACUUCAGAGACCCGUCCAUCCACUCUGUCAACGUCUUCCAGGGACACACUGACACUGUGACGUCAGCAGUGUUCACGGUGGGCGACAAUGUGGUUUCAGGGAGUGACGACCGCACUGUAAAGGUGUGGGAUUUGAAGAACAUGAGGUCGCCUAUAGCAACCAUCCGCACUGACUCAGCUGUGAAUAGGAUAAGCGUCUCUGCCAACCAGAGGAUCAUCGCUCUGCCACACGACAAUCGACAAGUCCGACUGUUUGACAUGAGCGGAGUGAGGCUGGCCAGACUUCCACGCAGCAACAGAAUGGGUCACAGGCGAAUGGUGUGUUGUACAGCCUGGAAUGAAGAGAACCAGCCGUGCAACCUGUUCACCUGUGGCUUCGACCGACAGGCCAUCGGCUGGAACAUCAACAUCCCUGCGCUGCUGCAGGAGAAGUGAUGCCACUGACACACACACACACACAACAGAAACACAGCAAAAUAGGAGACGGUACACAAAAACACUGUAAUCUGUGGCCUCGCUCGUGCUUGUACGUUCAAAGUGUCUAUCUAGUGAAGCAUUUUAGUUUUCGUGAAAAUAUUACUGUUACGUUUUAGGACGCAGAUAUUAACACUUGAUAGGAGUGUAUUCCCCUGAUGAAUUACACUAAUUUACUGUGUACACCUGCAGAUGAAACCUCCUGGUGUCAAAUGACUGACAUGGUUACCACAUUUUAAAGUCCAGGUGCGUGCGAGGCCGCAGAGCUGAUCUCCUGUGUUUGACCCUCUCCCUUAUUUAGCAUGCAUUGUGAAGUUGUGACACGGCUAGGCUGAUUCUUUUGCUCCUAGCCUUUUCUGUUUUAAAGUAUAAAAGUAUAUAUAUUUGACUCCACAGUCAUAGGCUGCUGUUCACAUCACUGUUGUUUAGUUACUGCUGAAUGGUUGCUCUUGCAUGUAGAUAAUCUCAGUUUGCAAAUGUUACUUGUAAAGAAAUGAGAGAACGACUAUAAGGCCAGGAGAGUUUGUAGAAUAUGAUAUAAAGAAGUUAUGUAUAUAUUAUGUCGUGGCCUGAUUAAGUGACCUGUGUUGCAGGUUGUUGCUGUUUCAUGGAUUAAGUGUCUUACAGAAAUCUACCUGUUACGGGUGGAGUUUGGCAGAGACAGCGUGGUUCUGUGAAAUGUUUUUAUCCUUUUAGUCAGACUUGAAAUAUUUCUCAUCAUGAAACAAAACAAAUAAUAUUCAGGCCUGACAGGUGACCUUCGCAGCACUCAGGCUGCGGGGUCAUUCAGUUGUCUUAAAAUGUUUCAGGAUCUGCUGUUCUGUCCGAAAGUUUUCACCAAUUAAGAUUCGACUCUUUGCCUAUUACCUUUGAUGCUUUCAAUUCACAGCCAGCCUCUGUAUUUCCAGAUUUUGUUGUCAAUAUUUCAAUUGAUACUGUAACUGCCUUGUUCCAUGUUUACAGUAGGAUUUCAUUUUUUAACGUUUUGCUCCGUUCUGCCUCUCUGUCAGACUGCAAAGUGUCAAGAGCAUAGCAAUAAUGGGAAAACGACUGCACUUCUGUUGUUUGCAAAUCUUUUGUAGGUCUGUGAUCGGGAUGUGUUCGACAUUAUCAUAACCUAGUAUUUUCUGUAUGUUGCAGGUUUAGGUGUCAGUACUCUUAGCCAUAAUAUGCACCCAUGAUUCCUCAGUGUCGGUGAAAUACAGACCCAAUCCUCUUCAGCCUGUUGCCAACUCAGAUCCCUGUUGCUGUAAUGUGUCAUCCCCAAGUGAACUUGUCAGUUACUGGUCAUUUCUGUGCUUCAGUAACAGCCUGUCAAUAUGAAGUUAUAGUGUUUACACUUUGCAUUGAACCCUUAGCCUUGUAUGACCUCUUGGACCUUUUGUUGUGGAUGGCGCUGUCAAGUCUGUGAGAAGCACUCUUUAUCCAAAUUCAGAAGCAAUAACCCAGCUCCUUUGUGUUUCUGGUGCUCAGAGUGAAGCCCAUUUGUCUUAUGGAUAUCAGCGACUUUAAACACACACUGAAUCUCAUUUUGAGAACUAGAAGAACUAGAUGAGUUGGGCUUGACCGGAAUCCAGGAAACUCUUUAUUUGUUACACUUGUGCAAUAUACGAAACAUGAAGUCAUGCUGUAGUUUCAGAUCUUCUUGUUUAACUUAUUUCAGUGCUGUAAACCCAAUACAAAGAUUUUGUGUACUUGUGUGACUGGUGUAGAUGUAGCUCAGUGUACAUAGGUAUGCAUAACUUACCCCAAAGUUGGCGUCAGACUUCACACUUUACCGCUGUUGCUACCAACAAUAGAGUCAGGAUGGAUUUUGAAGUGGCAUGAACCUAAAAAUGUAAUAAGCGUAUUGAAAUGCCUUACCAUUGCAUUGAAAAUGGUGUAUUAGCCUUAUCCAUCUGAGCAUCAAUGCACUUUUCCAAAUGCUAGUUAAAUAACUAAUUGUGUUCCACUGCUCAGUGCAGAUAGGAUUUUUAUCCCUGUUUCAUUCAAGGAACUCAAUCUCGCGCCCACUGAUAUCAAUGUCAUUUUAAUCUGCAGGCAAGUCUGAUUUGUGCCCCACAUAUGAAUUCCAGCUCAGAGGAAAUAUGAUUCUGGAUUGAUACAUUAAAUUAUUGUGUGCCAGAUUGAAGGGGGGUAAAAAAAAGUGGAUAGGCUUCGCUUCAUUGUAGCGAAUCAUAUUCUACUCAAACUUCAUUAUGUGAUCUACUUUGCAUACUUUAUUGUGACGGGUACGUGCUCUCUGACACUUUCCAAUAAA
Molecule: messenger RNA, 4062 nt
Organism: Epinephelus moara (kelp grouper)
Lineage: Eukaryota; Metazoa; Chordata; Actinopteri; Perciformes; Serranidae
Product: WD repeat-containing protein 37-like
Exons: 15
Coding region: 261-1763 (500 amino acids)
Cellular component (GO): preribosome, large subunit precursor
Molecular function (GO): protein binding
Source: RefSeq, a predicted model, not a curated record